Messenger RNA from Durotheca rogersii, 1737 nucleotides. Its product is annotated as major facilitator superfamily transporter. NCBI's taxonomy places the organism in Eukaryota, Fungi, Ascomycota, Sordariomycetes, Xylariales, Xylariaceae. The record is from RefSeq and is a predicted model, not a curated record. The transcript has 5 exons. Bases 1 to 1737 code for a protein of 578 amino acids. Gene Ontology annotation, biological process: transmembrane transport. Gene Ontology annotation, molecular function: transmembrane transporter activity.
AUGUCUGAGUCAAGCGAUGCAGAAAGUGGCAUUGCGCCGCAGUCAUUGCGCGUACCUACAAAUGUUUCUUCGCGAAGUCGUAGGCUCGAUGGCGCCUUCGGUCAUUUUGCGGACCUGGUCCAGACCAUCAGCAACCAGGAUGCGAUAACCAGGUACAAGACGGAAGAGGCAGAUAAUGGCAUCCCGAUCGGCGACUUGACAGACACGGGUCAGUUCCGCGAUGCUGAAGGGAGGACCAUUCUAUCGUGGGAGGCCGGUGACAAGGAAAACCCGUACAACUGGCCCCUGUGGCGGAAGAACGUCAUUCUAUUGACUACCAUGUUGGCCGUCAGCAAUAGUACUAUGGGUAGUGCUCUGCCGAGUAUGGCCAUCCCUUUCAUCGCAAGAGAAUGGGGAAUCACGUCGCAGAUACAACUUGUCCUCCCGAUUUCGGCCUACCUGGUCGGCUACGUCUGCGGUCCUAUGAUAUGGGGCCCACUGAGCGAGCACAUCGGUCGUCGAAAUUUGUCCAUAGGAAGCUUUUUCAUGUUGACGGUCUGGACCCUAGCCUGCGCCCUUGCUCCGAACUGGCCGGCACUGCUUAUAUUCCGAUUCUUCGCCGGGGCCAGCGGUAGCGCGCCGAUCGCCAUCGUUACUGGGAUAUUUGCUGACAUUUACGAUGAUUCGGUUGUCCGUGGCCGAGCCAUGGCAUGGUUCAUGGCUACGACCGUCUUUGGCCCCCUAUUUGCCCCCAUAAUAUCCGGUUUCUGCUCUACAAGCAUCGGGUGGCGGUGGUCCUUCUGGGUUGGCCUGAUGUCUGCCGGAGCAACGCUGGUGCUAGUGUGUUUCCUGCCCGAAACCUACGCGCCAGUCCUCCUGAGCCGCCGGGCGGCCAAGAUCCGAAAGGCGGACCCGACGGUGCAGGUCUACUCCGCCACAGAGCUCGACCCGCAUGACUUCAGACAGCUAGUCACUCGAGUGUUAACUAGGCCUAUUCGUAUGCUUCUGACCGAACUCAUCGUGACGGCGACUUGCUUGUAUCUCUCGCUCGUUUAUGCGAUUUUUUACAUGUCUUUUCAGGCCUUUCCCAUCAUAUUCCAGAACGUCUACGGAUUAUCUCCCGGAGUCACGGGUUUAUGCUACCUGCCGAUCGGGGCUGGCGCACUUCUCUCCCUGCCCGUUUUCUUCUCGUACGACUACGUUCUCCUGAAUGCCAAGGCCCGUGGCGCCGAGUGGGCGCAGAAGGAAGAGUUUCGUCGGGUUCCAUUGGCUACCCUCGGCGGUCCGCUAUUCGUCGUAUCGCUAUUCUGGCUCGGCUGGUCGGCACGAUCAAAUGUCCCGUUUGUCGUCCCUAUGCUCGCAGGCAUACCAUUUGGCGCAGGCUUCAUGUUGAUAUUUAUGGCACUUCUUAACUACAUCACAGAUGCUUACGAGAUUUUCGCCGCGAGCGCCAAUGCUGCGGCCAGCUCUUGCCGUUCCGUAUUCGCUGUCAUACUCCCGCUCGCGACCAGGUCCAUGUUCGCACGGCUCGGCAUCAAUGGGGCCUGCAGCCUGCUCGGCGGAUUGAGUCUAGUUAUGUGCGUUAUCCCCUUCAUCUUCAUCUGGAAAGGCGAGGAAAUUCGAGCACGAUCAAAAUUCUGCUUAGCGCUUCGCGAACAAAAGCUCGAGAUGGAACAGAGGAACACGAAGCUGAGGAGUAGGAGGAUGAGUAAGGCGGGCGAUAGAGAGCGUGUGUCGGAGACUAAGGAAAGCGUCUAA